Molecule: messenger RNA, 2442 nt
Organism: Chinchilla lanigera (long-tailed chinchilla)
Lineage: Eukaryota; Metazoa; Chordata; Mammalia; Rodentia; Chinchillidae
Gene: Hsp90ab1
Product: heat shock protein 90kDa alpha (cytosolic), class B member 1
Exons: 11
Coding region: 1-2175 (724 amino acids)
Biological process (GO): protein folding; cellular response to heat; protein stabilization
Cellular component (GO): cytosol; perinuclear region of cytoplasm; plasma membrane
Molecular function (GO): disordered domain specific binding; ATP binding; ATP-dependent protein folding chaperone
Source: RefSeq, a predicted model, not a curated record
AUGCCUGAGGAAGUGCACCAUGGGGAGGAGGAGGUGGAGACUUUUGCCUUUCAGGCAGAAAUUGCCCAGCUCAUGUCUCUCAUCAUUAAUACCUUCUACUCCAACAAGGAAAUUUUCCUUCGCGAGUUGAUCUCUAAUGCUUCUGAUGCUUUGGACAAGAUCCGUUAUGAGAGCCUGACAGACCCUUCCAAGUUGGACAGUGGCAAAGAGCUGAAGAUUGACAUCAUCCCCAACCCUCAGGAGCGUACCCUGACUUUGGUGGACACUGGCAUUGGUAUGACGAAGGCUGACCUCAUAAACAACUUGGGAACAAUUGCCAAGUCUGGCACAAAAGCAUUCAUGGAAGCUCUUCAGGCUGGUGCAGACAUCUCCAUGAUUGGGCAGUUUGGUGUUGGAUUUUAUUCUGCCUAUUUGGUGGCAGAGAAAGUUGUUGUGAUCACCAAGCACAAUGAUGAUGAGCAGUAUGCCUGGGAAUCUUCUGCUGGGGGAUCAUUUACUGUCCGUGCUGACCAUGGUGAGCCCAUUGGCCGAGGCACCAAGGUGAUCCUCCACCUCAAAGAAGACCAGACUGAGUACUUGGAGGAGAGGCGGGUCAAAGAGGUGGUAAAGAAGCACUCACAGUUCAUAGGCUACCCCAUCACCCUUUAUUUGGAGAAGGAACGAGAGAAGGAAAUCAGUGAUGACGAGGCAGAAGAAGAGAAAGGUGAGAAAGAAGAGGAAGAUAAGGAUGAUGAGGAAAAGCCCAAGAUCGAAGAUGUAGGCUCAGAUGAGGAGGAUGAUACUGGGAAGGAUAAGAAAAAGAAAACCAAGAAGAUUAAGGAGAAAUACAUUGAUCAUGAGGAACUGAACAAGACCAAGCCCAUUUGGACCAGAAAUCCUGAUGACAUCACUCAGGAGGAAUAUGGAGAGUUCUACAAGAGCCUCACCAAUGACUGGGAAGACCACCUGGCAGUCAAGCACUUCUCUGUGGAAGGUCAGCUGGAAUUCAGGGCAUUGCUAUUCAUUCCUCGGCGGGCUCCCUUUGACCUAUUUGAGAACAAGAAGAAGAAGAACAACAUCAAACUCUAUGUCCGUCGCGUAUUCAUCAUGGACAGUUGUGAUGAGUUGAUCCCCGAGUACCUAAACUUUAUCCGUGGUGUGGUCGACUCAGAGGAUCUGCCCCUGAACAUCUCCCGAGAAAUGCUCCAACAGAGCAAGAUCUUGAAAGUCAUUCGCAAAAACAUUGUGAAGAAAUGCCUUGAGCUGUUCUCUGAGUUGGCAGAAGACAAAGAGAACUACAAGAAGUUCUAUGAAGCAUUCUCAAAAAAUCUGAAGCUUGGAAUCCAUGAGGACUCCACUAAUAGGCGACGCCUCUCUGAACUGCUGCGCUAUCAUACUUCUCAGUCUGGAGAUGAGAUGACAUCCCUCUCUGAGUAUGUGUCCCGCAUGAAGGAGACACAGAAGUCCAUCUACUACAUCACUGGUGAGAGCAAGGAACAAGUGGCCAACUCUGCCUUUGUGGAGCGUGUGCGGAAACGCGGCUUUGAGGUGGUAUACAUGACUGAGCCCAUCGAUGAGUACUGUGUGCAGCAGCUCAAGGAGUUUGACGGGAAGAGCCUGGUGUCUGUGACCAAGGAAGGCCUGGAGCUGCCUGAGGAUGAGGAGGAGAAGAAAAAGAUGGAGGAGAGCAAGGCCAAGUUUGAGAACCUGUGCAAACUCAUGAAGGAAAUCUUAGAUAAGAAGGUUGAGAAGGUGACAAUCUCCAAUAGGCUUGUGUCUUCACCCUGCUGCAUCGUGACUAGCACCUAUGGCUGGACAGCCAACAUGGAGCGGAUCAUGAAGGCCCAGGCCCUCCGCGACAACUCUACCAUGGGUUACAUGAUGGCCAAGAAGCACCUGGAGAUCAACCCUGAUCACCCCAUUGUGGAGACGCUGCGGCAGAAGGCUGAAGCUGACAAGAAUGACAAGGCUGUCAAGGACCUGGUGGUGCUGCUGUUUGAGACUGCACUGCUGUCUUCUGGCUUCUCCUUGGAGGACCCCCAGACCCACUCUAACCGUAUCUACCGCAUGAUCAAGCUGGGCCUGGGCAUCGAUGAAGAUGAGGUGACUGCGGAGGAGCCCAGUGCUGCUGUUCCUGAUGAGAUCCCUCCCCUUGAAGGGGACGAGGAUGCAUCCCGGAUGGAAGAAGUUGAUUAGGCGCUCCCACUGUAGGAAACUUGUGCCCUCUGUAUAGUGUCCCCAGGGCUCCCCCAGCAGCCUGAGUGGUCCUGUCCCACCUUGCUCCCUCUGCUGAGUCUAGUGAUUUCUCCUGCCCUGUGUUGAAAGCAGGAAGCAAGGGCCUUGAGCCCCAUCCCCUCCAUAAUUUGACAGCAGGGUUGGAUGUUAUGUAUUGUGAUCUUAUUUUUUUGUUUAUUUUGUUCUGAAAUUAAAGUAUGCGAAAUAAAGAAGAUGCUGUUUUAUACA